GCUUUAUUUCAGUCGGACAUAUUAUAAGCGCUGUAAGGUCGGCAUUUUCUGGUGGCUAGCAUGCCGAAAUACGAUCGUCAGGCCAAUGGGUACAGAGUAUUCGUUGGAGGUGUGGAUCCUCGUGUCGGAAAAGUUGACAUAGAACAAGAGUUUGAGCGCUUUGGCCCAAUAGCAGAUGUAUGGGUUGCUCGAAAUCCACCAGGAUUCGCAUUCAUCGUAUUCAAGUAUGCAGAAGACGCAGAUCGAGCAGUUAGGCGAAUGGAUGGGAGUCGUCCUUUCGGGUCUCGUCUAAGGGUGGAACAUGCGGUUAAUAAUAAAACUGCAAAUAGGUAAGUCAAACAAAUUGUCUCUGAAGUUUAAUCAUUAGUAGUUAGUGAGUUUGUCUAAGGUUACUAUUUUAACAGUCCUUGGGUUCAUAUAUUAGUUUGUAAGCGUCAGAUUACCGAGGACUUUCCGGCCUUAAGGAGUAGAUUCAUCAUCAUUCAUAUAAAUGCAUUAGCUAUCCCACCUCAACACUAGGUAUUCAGCCUGCUCAUUGAUAGCCAGUCUGUAGGUUGAUUAAAUCGUCAGUGAAGUUUUACUCUGACUACCUCCGGGUCGACAGGUAAGUGGUUCAAAAACUAAGUUAUCGUUAACUUGUGAGAUAUAAAGAUUAACUAAAUUACUGCACUUCUUCUUGCAUCCAAGACUGCCUCGUGGCAGAUAUCACAACAUCUCGUCAGAAGCCGCCCACGUCCACCACCUAGUACAUCCAUUAACUCCUGUUCCAUCCACAAACUCUCAGCUCGGUCAUCCAAUCUACGCUUCCUUCGUCUGAUCACAGAUGUUCAUCAGCUUGUGGCUAACCCAAAUUCUCUCCGCUUACAUCUUCGAAUAAUCUAACGCUUGCCUCCACGCUAAGCAGUUCAUCGAAACAUGCCAAUAAGCCCGCGUUUUGUCACAGUAAGUUGCAUAGCUAAGCGCACUUUAGGCUUUUGCAUAGACAUGCCUGAUUCACUGUCGGGUAUCCCUGUUUCUAUUUAAAAAAUAAAUAUUUCGAGAUAUGACAGAUAAAUGUUGAUUCCCUGGGGCAAAAUGUUCGAUUAGUAUACCGACGAUCUCGUUCAACAGUUUAGUCGGAGUUAGACAGUUGAAGAAUCAGUGAUGUAAACAAUGCUGUAUUACAAGUUUAAUAAAUCAACGGGUGCUGAAACAGUCGCUUAAGUUUAAACUGGUUUCAGUGGAAAGCUGUCACGUCCAAUUUAGUUUGUAGUUUCCAUUUAAUCUAUUCAACAUUAGAAAGACUGAGCUGAUCCCAUUGUAAAAAUAGUACACAAGGUUUCUCUCAAUCCAUUGAAAUCUUGUUUGGUAUGUUGCUGGAUUCCUUGUCCAUCAUUCUUAGCUCUGAAAAUCGCAAUUUGUAGUUCACACUAAUUCAUUUCUAUGUAGCCCAUGAAAAUGUAUUAGGACCAUACGUUUUAUUCUAAAUGAACUCCAGACAUUAGUUUAGCGCCUUUGCAAUAAAGGAUCUUUAAUUUUGCUAAGUCUUUAUCAACUAAACCAUGGGAGUUUAUGGAAAGAUUUAUGGGUACUCGCAUUCCUAGCCACUCGUGUGUAAUCCCUUAUCUAUCGUUAUGUCUGUACUACGUCAAACACAAGAGCUCAGGGACUACUGUCAGAGUAGCGAGCAAAAAAUUGUUAUCAAUCACAGUGUGACAACAUUACGACUACUGAUUGCCCUUAUACGCGUUACCGUACGUGGUUAUUCAUAGUUUGUCAUGCUUGCCGACUCUUACUUACUCAGGUCAUGAGUGUGGUUUCGUAUUUUUCAGCCGACGUCACGAUCGUUCUCGUUCCCGCUCAUACAGCAAGCGUCGGCGAGAUUCGCCACCGCGCCGACGCACUCCUGUACGCCGCUCUUCGUCAGGACGACGAAGGUCACCGAGUGAUUUUCGAGACACAAGACGCCACUCACCACCCGGAUAUGAACGGAAUAGGUCAGGUCAUGAAGACCGUUAUCGUACAAGAUCCCAGUCUUCUAGCAAAAGAUCCAGCAGACAUAAAACUUCACGACCUCGCUCUAGAACUCCAUCUCGGCAGUCUUCGCAUCGCAACAGCAACCGACAUUCCCGCUCUCAAUCACGAAAUUCUCACAAAAACAACGGACGACACAGUCCUACUCCGGAUCGUCGCUCGGUUUCGGAUUAUGAUCGUUCUCAUUCUCGGUCACCAGAUGUUGAACGAAGACAUAGCUACGAAGAUUCAGGUAGUCCAGUUGACGAAGGUCGCAAUGCAAGUCCUGUUGAUCGUGGUGCACGUAAUCAUAAUUCCCGUUCUGUGUCACGUUCACGCUCCCGGUCACAACAAAGCAACCACCGUUUCAGAUCUCGAUCGCCAUCUGACUACCAUAAUGAUGGUGCCCCAAGAGAACAUUCAUCUGACAGUCGCACAGGUGAUCAAAGUGGUUGAGAAGGCAAAUAUUGAUAUGCUUAACAUGUUCAUAUAUAUUAUCCUAUAAAUUUUUUAAUAUUGCAUUUGAGUGUCAA
Schistosoma haematobium is the source of this 2525-nucleotide messenger RNA. It is a transcript of the gene RBP1, whose product is annotated as DNA-binding proteins Bright/BRCAA1/rbp1, variant 3. Gene Ontology annotation, cellular component: nuclear speck. Gene Ontology annotation, molecular function: mRNA binding. The transcript is spliced from 4 exons. The coding region runs from base 1787 to 2497 and encodes 236 amino acids. Gene Ontology annotation, biological process: mRNA splicing, via spliceosome. The record is from RefSeq and is a predicted model, not a curated record. NCBI's taxonomy places the organism in Eukaryota, Metazoa, Platyhelminthes, Trematoda, Strigeidida, Schistosomatidae.